AUGUUCAGACCCACUUGUGGAAGAGCGUACUCUGCGCUUUCGAAACGUACCAACAAGGUCAAGGUCCAGCUCCUUAAGGAUUUCCCACAAUUUCAACUUUACAAAGGCCAAGUCACAUCGGUAAGUCCAUCUUUGAUGAGGAACUAUUUGCACUGGAGAAACGGGGCCCGCUAUAUUUUGAACAAUGAGGAUAUAGAUCUAUCUUUACAGGCACAAGCAGUAGAACUAGCAGCUCUUCGGUCCAAAGAUGUCGUCAGGAAAGAGAAACAAGAGAGGACCAUCAGUGAAACAGUUACAGAGGAGCAGACAACUAAAAAAGAAAGCAAAGAAAUCAAACAGCCGAAAUUGUUCGAUAGUGGGCUUACUUUGAAGGACGUCAAAAUUCCAGGCUUGGAAUUAUAA
This is a messenger RNA of Lachancea meyersii CBS 8951, 402 nucleotides long. Lineage: Eukaryota; Fungi; Ascomycota; Saccharomycetes; Saccharomycetales; Saccharomycetaceae. The record is from the annotation of a GenBank genome assembly.